AGCCAACCGUGGUUCGGCGCGGGCAGCGGCCGCUGCGAGCCGCCGCCCGCCGUCUCCGGGCAGCCGUCCGCGGGGGAGGGGCAGCUGGCGCCCGCGUUCUCCGGCCCGGCGGCCGGCGGAAGAGCCCCGCACCGCGGAAGCGCGACCGCGGCUGGGGAUCAGCUGCUGGAGGAGGCGGAGAGGCGGAGCCUAGGGGGGAAGGGGAGGGAGGGAGGGACGCGACCGUGAGGAAGCCGCGAACGCCGCCGACCGUCUGCACACCUCGCUCCGUCUGCCAUGGCUGGUUAAAGAAGCCUCCGGCUCGCCGCGCGCGGGGAGGGAAGGGAGGGGAGCGGCGGCCGGGCGUGCGGCCGAGGGAGGGGCGGCGGCGCGAGCUGCGGCGGCGGCGGCGGCGGUUCCAGCAUGAAGAGGAGAGCUGGCCUGGGGGGCAGCAUGAGGUCAGUGGUGGGCUUCUUGUCCCAGCGGGGCUUGCAUGGGGACCCCCUGCUCACUCAGGACUUUCAGAGGAGACGCCUGCGGGGCUGCAGAAACCUCUACAAGAAGGACCUUCUCGGCCACUUCGGCUGUGUCAAUGCCAUUGAAUUCUCCAACAAUGGAGGCCAGUGGCUGGUCUCAGGAGGAGACGACCGCCGAGUUCUGCUAUGGCACAUGGAACAAGCGAUCCAUUCCAGGGUCAAACCCAUACAGCUGAAGGGGGAGCACCAUUCCAACAUCUUCUGCCUGGCUUUCAACAGUGGAAACACCAAAGUAUUCUCUGGAGGAAAUGAUGAGCAAGUUAUCCUCCAUGAUGUUGAAAGCAGUGAGACCCUGGAUGUGUUUGCUCAUGAAGAUGCAGUAUAUGGCUUAUCAGUGAGCCCAGUGAAUGACAACAUUUUUGCCAGCUCUUCAGAUGAUGGCCGGGUUCUCAUUUGGGAUAUCCGGGAGUCUCCACAUGGAGAGCCCUUCUGCCUGGCAAACUAUCCAUCUGCCUUUCACAGUGUCAUGUUUAACCCUGUGGAACCCCGGUUAUUGGCCACAGCCAAUUCAAAGGAAGGAGUGGGACUCUGGGACAUUAGAAAACCUCAGAGUUCUCUCCUGCGCUAUGGUGGCAACCUAUCUCUCCAGAGUGCCAUGAGUGUGCGAUUCAACAGCAACGGGACCCAACUCCUGGCACUGCGGCGCCGCCUGCCCCCUGUCCUCUAUGACAUCCACUCCCGCCUGCCAGUGUUCCAGUUCGACAAUCAGGGUUACUUCAACUCAUGCACUAUGAAAAGCUGUUGUUUUGCAGGGGAUCGUGACCAGUAUAUCCUUUCAGGCUCUGAUGACUUCAACCUGUACAUGUGGAAGAUCCCUGCAGAUCCAGAAGCAGGUGGCAUUGGCAGGGUGGUCAAUGGAGCCUUCAUGGUGCUGAAGGGGCAUCGGUCCAUCGUGAACCAGGUUCGCUUUAACCCCCACACCUACAUGAUCUGCUCUUCUGGGGUAGAAAAGAUUAUCAAGAUCUGGAGCCCAUACAAGCAGCCCGGAUGUACAGGAGACCUCGAUGGUCGGAUUGAAGACGAUUCCCGCUGCCUCUACACCCAUGAAGAGUACAUCAGCCUGGUUCUGAACAGUGGGAGCGGCCUGUCCCACGACUAUGCUAACCAGUCGGUCCAGGAAGACCCCCGGAUGAUGGCUUUCUUUGACUCUUUGGUACGCCGUGAAAUCGAAGGCUGGAGCUCAGACUCAGACAGUGACCUCAGCGAGAGUACUAUCCUUCAGCUGCAUGCAGGAGUCAGUGAGCGCUCUGGCUACACAGACUCGGAAUCUUCAGCCUCACUGCCCCGCUCCCCACCUCCCACAGUAGACGAGUCUGCCGACAACGCCUUCCACCUGGGGCCCCUGCGUGUCCCCACCACAAAUGCAGUGGGAUCAACCUCAGCAACGCCAACUUGUGAGGAUGCGGCCUCUCGGCAGCAGCGCCUCUCUGCUCUGAGGCGCUACCAGGACAAACGCCUCCUGGCCCUGUCCAAUGAGUCUGAUUCUGAAGAGAAUGUUUGUGAGGCUGAACUGGACACAGAUCUCUUCCCUCGGCCACGGUCACCCAGCCCUGCGGAUGAAUCUAGCAGUUCCAGCAGCUCCACCAGCUCUGAGGAUGAAGAAGAACUGAACCAACGCCGAGCCACCACCCGGCAGCGAAACGCCAUGCGGAGACGACAAAAGAUAGCCCGGGAAGAGCGGCCCACUGCUCCAGCCAAGUCCACCAGCACCUACAUUGGAGAGGACAAUUACGACUACCCACAGAUCAAGGUGGAUGACCUCUCCUCCUCCCCAAACUCCUCACCUGAGCGGAGCACUUCCACUCUGGAAAUUCAGCCAAGCCGGGCACCACCAGCUGCUAACAUGGAAUCAGUUGAGCGUAAGAUUUAUAAAGCUUACAAAUGGCUCCGCUACUCCUAUAUCUCUUACUCGAAUAACAAAGAUGGGGAAACCUCCUUAGUGGCAGAAGAGGCAGAUGAAGGAAGAGCAGGAACCAGCCACAAAGACAACCCAACUCCUUCUUCCAGUAAGGAAGCCUGUUUAACAGCCACAACCCAGAGGAACCAGAACCUGCCUCCUGAAGGCUGCAGCAAUGAUGCUUGUAGAGAAGGGACUUCUGCUGGAAAUCCCAACAGCGGUGCAGGCUAUGAGCACAGGAGCCAUCCUUGGGCAGAGGUGCCAGAGGGCACCUCUCAGGACACUAACAACAGUGGCCCACUAGAACACUCUUUUGAAACCAAGAAGCUCAAUGGAAAGGCUCUGAGCAAGUCCCUGAGCAGUCGGGCUGAGGAGCCACCAUCCUCUCCUGGCCCCAAGGCAACAGGCUCCACACUCAACAGUGCAUCUGGCAACUGUCUCAAAACCCAGUCUGAUGACAGUGAGGAGAGGAGCCUUGACACCAUCUGUGCCAACCACAACAAUGGACGCUUGCACCCCAGACCCCUUCACUCCCACAACAAUGGACAGAACUCUGAGGAGCUGGAGACAGUGGCCUGCUCUUCCCCAGGACACCUAGACACUGACCAUGAUAGCCCAUCCCUGACAGGGACACUUCUACACAAAGAUUGUUGUGGGUCGGAAAUGGCCUGUGAGACCCCAAGCGCUGGAAUGAGAGAGGACCCCACUGAACCCUCAGCCCUGGACAGCAGCAAGGUUGUUCAUGGC
This is a messenger RNA of Mastomys coucha (southern multimammate mouse), 3159 nucleotides long. It is a transcript of the gene Dcaf5, whose product is annotated as DDB1 and CUL4 associated factor 5. The record is from RefSeq and is a predicted model, not a curated record. The transcript has 9 exons. Gene Ontology annotation, biological process: negative regulation of fatty acid biosynthetic process. NCBI's taxonomy places the organism in Eukaryota, Metazoa, Chordata, Mammalia, Rodentia, Muridae. Gene Ontology annotation, molecular function: protein binding. The annotation marks the transcript as partial. Gene Ontology annotation, cellular component: Cul4-RING E3 ubiquitin ligase complex; cytoplasm.